AUGGAAAAGUCUGAGUUUCGAGUUUUGAUCAAACACUCCUAUCUACGCAAGAACACAAUAUUCGAGACCAAGUCCAAGCUGGAUAAGUAUUACCCGGACUCUGCACCGUCGAUUGGAACGAUUCAUAAGUGGUUUACCGAGUUUCGUUGUGGCCGUGCGAGCACAGUUGAUGCUGAACGAUCUGGACGCCCAAAGGAGGUCACAGCACCAGAAAACGUCGAAAAAAUCCAUGAUAUGAUGUUGAAUGAUCCCAAAGUGAAAUUGAGAGAGGUUGCUAAUGCUAUAGGCAUGUCAUUGGAACGCGUGGGCAAUAUCGUGCAUUUAGUUUUGGGCAUGAAGAAGCUCUGCGCGCGAUGA
Sabethes cyaneus is the source of this 357-nucleotide messenger RNA. Its product is annotated as protein GVQW3-like. The record is from RefSeq and is a predicted model, not a curated record. The transcript has a single exon. NCBI's taxonomy places the organism in Eukaryota, Metazoa, Arthropoda, Insecta, Diptera, Culicidae. The coding region runs from base 1 to 357 and encodes 118 amino acids.